AUGUCCUUACCGUAUAUUGGUCAACAGAUAACAAUAUACUUCCGAUGGUUUGUUGUAAUAAUCGGUAUAAUUGGUAAUAGUCUUAACAUAUGGAUAUUUUCAAGUGUCCGUACUUAUUAUCGAACAUUUUGUACAUUUUAUUUUCUCAUUGCUUCAAUUGAUAAUAUCUUAUAUUUAACAACAGUAUCCAUAUCUCGAAUUAUUAUGAGUGGCCACCAAAUAGAUUUAACUCGUACAUCGCUUGUGUGGUGUAAAAUACGUUUGUAUUGUUCUAGUAUUUUUGUUCUUAUGUCAUUUACAUGUUCAUAUUUAACUGCAAUCGAUCAAUUCUUCAUAACAUCAAGCAAUGUUCGUCUUCGUCAAUGGAGUCAUAUCAAACGAGCACAUAGAAUCAUUUUCAUUCUUAUACUUAUUUGGCUUCUACACGGUAUUCCUGGACUAAUAUUUGGUAAUAUUACAUCUUCAACUAAUAUUUGCAUGGUUACUAAUAAUGGAUAUACUACUUAUAUAUCAAUUUAUGUUCUCACUUACAAUAGUUUUGUCUUAAUUGCAUUUACCACAGCAUUUGGAUAUUUAACUUAUCGUAAUAUUCAUUCGAGAAGAAUUCUUGCUGAACGACAAGUAGAUCUUCAGGUUGUUAAAAUGACUUUAAUUCAAAUUAUUCUCAUUGCUAUAAGCAUUUCUCCUUAUGGUAUUUACAAUGCAUAUCUGGUGGCUUCAUCACAAUUUGUCAAAAAUACCGAUCAAAUAGUCAAAGAAACGUUUGCAUCAACAAUUACUACUUUGUUCACUAAUGUUUAUUACGGUGGAAGUUUUUAUGUUUUCUUAAUUUCAUCGCAACGAUUUCGUCGAGAAAUUCGAAAUCGAAUAUAUUUUUGGCGACGAACCAAUCGAGUUCUUUCAGUACAACAGCGAACAAUUUAA
Adineta ricciae is the source of this 924-nucleotide messenger RNA. The record is from the annotation of a GenBank genome assembly. NCBI's taxonomy places the organism in Eukaryota, Metazoa, Rotifera, Eurotatoria, Adinetida, Adinetidae.